Messenger RNA from Nomascus leucogenys (northern white-cheeked gibbon), 1320 nucleotides. RefSeq names its product BUD23 rRNA methyltransferase and ribosome maturation factor (gene BUD23). Gene Ontology annotation, biological process: rRNA (guanine-N7)-methylation. The coding region runs from base 318 to 1070 and encodes 250 amino acids. The transcript is spliced from 12 exons. Lineage: Eukaryota; Metazoa; Chordata; Mammalia; Primates; Hylobatidae. The record is from RefSeq and is a predicted model, not a curated record. Gene Ontology annotation, cellular component: nucleolus. Gene Ontology annotation, molecular function: rRNA (guanine) methyltransferase activity.
AGUCGCAGGCGUGCAGCUGAGGCGUCGAAAUGGCGUUCACCGGCCGGCGUCCGGAGCACGGCGGACCCCCGGAGUUGUUUUAUGACGAGAAAGAAGCCCGGAAAUACGUUCGCAAGUGAGGGGAGCCCGAGUACUGCGGGGCGUCCGGGGGUCGGGAAGCAGCAAGUUGCCCCGGUUGCUGGCGUUUCCCGGAAAGCCCGUAGAAUUUGGGGGUGCGGGGAGGGAAGGACCCGGGUGGGUGCCAUUUCUGUCUCUGGUAAAUCAGCUUUAAAUUGCCGACCUCUCUGGGCCUCGGUACCUCAGCGUUGAGCUCACGGAUGAUUGAUAUCCAGACCAGGAUGGCUGGGCGAGCAUUGGAGCUUCUUUAUCUGCCAGAGAAUAAGCCCUGUUACCUGCUGGAUAUUGGCUGUGGCACUGGGCUGAGUGGAGGUUAUCUGUCAGAUGAAGGGCACUAUUGGGUGGGCCUGGAUAUCAGCCCUGCCAUGCUGGAUGAGGCCGUGGACCGAGAAAUAGAGGGAGACCUGCUGUUGGGGGAUAUGGGCCAGGGCAUCCCAUUCAAGCCAGGCACGUUUGAUGGUUGCAUCAGCAUUUCUGCUGUGCAGUGGCUCUGUAAUGCUAACAAGAAGUCUGAAAACCCUGCCAAGCGCCUGUACUGCUUUUUUGCUUCUCUGUUUUCUGUUCUCGUCCGGGGAUCCCGAGCUGUCCUGCAGCUGUACCCUGAGAACUCAGAGCAGUUGGAGCUGAUCACAACCCAGGCCACAAAGGCAGGCUUCUCCGGUGGCAUGGUGGUAGACUACCCUAACAGUGCCAAAGCAAAGAAAUUCUACCUCUGCUUGUUUUCUGGGCCUUCGACCUUUAUACCAGAGGGGCUGAGUGAAAAUCAGGAUGAAGCAGAACCCAGGGAGUCUGUGUUCACCAAUGAGAGGUUCCCAUUCAGGAUGUCGAGGCGGGGAAUGGUGAGGAAGAGUCGGGCAUGGGUGCUGGAGAAGAAGGAGCGGCACAGGCGCCAGGGCAGGGAAGUCAGACCUGACACCCAGUACACUGGCCGCAAGCGCAAGCCCCGCUUCUAAGUCACGACGUGGUUCUGGAAAGGCACUUGCCUCUGCACUUUCAUAUAUCGUUCAGCUGACAAAGUAGUAUUUUAGAAAAGCUCUAAAGUUCUAAAAAUGUUUUCUGCAGUAAAAAAAAGUUCUCUGGGCCGGGCGUGGUGGCUCACGCUUGUAAUCCCAGCACCUUGGGAGUCUGAGGUGGGAGGAUCAUUUGAGGCCAGGAGUUUGAGACCUGCCUGGGCAACAUAAUGAAACUUCCUUUCUAGGGAGA